UCGAUACGAACUGGUCAGUUUGAGCCACAGUCAGCAUCAAUAAUGCAACCGGUGGUCGUUGCACUGUUUGCCAUCUUCGGAAUGUCUUGCACUGGAGAGACGACAUUUGAGCAGUACGUUGAGCUCAUGUUCCAGGCCGACGCCGUUUUCGAAAGCCUGUGUCUGAGGAAAACCAACGAUACCAGCGAGGCGCAGCGUAUGGUUGCGGCCAACAUCGAGCUACAGAACUGUGUCAACCGUUUUCACGAUCCGCAGAAUUUUACCAACAGUUUGGAUGAGCUAACCGUCGAGAAGCGGAAACAGUUUAUCGAUUUUAAUUGUGCCGAGUUUGAAGAGAUAAAAAAAUGUUACAUUCCAUUCGAGCGCCAGAUGAAGGUGUGCCUAAGCGAGCGCGAUCUUUCGAUGGCCAAGACGCUGAUCAUCCUUGAGAAGGAGUUUGAGUUCAUAUGCGAGAACGAGGGGGUCAACGUGGUGCCAAUGUACCGCUCGAACUAUUCCUUCUGCGCCGGCAAUCUAAAUGUGUUGCUGCAGCAGUGCUCGGUGUCGAAAUGGCAACAGCUACGAAGGAAAACCAUCUCAACUAUGACCGCACAGGAUUGCAGUACGUUCGAGGAGCUGUCCAACUGCUUUCGGGAUAACAUUAACAAAUGUGGUGCACCGUUGUUCGCUCAACUCUUCUACAUACGCUAUCGGGAUAUCGUGAAACAGACGCCCUGCAGUGAGCUACUGGCUGCUAGUGAAGAUUAGCAAACAGAUUGCAUUCUGAAGGCAGUAAUUCUUCUAGACAUUCCAAUAUUACCAUCGUUGAAUUGCUGUUUCCUACAUCCCAGACCCUGAUUUGUGUCCUUUCUAAAUUCCAUUAUUCUAAUUUCGAAGAAGAUAAUAAAAAUUACCCAUUCCAUUCAUUCCCGGA
Molecule: messenger RNA, 913 nt
Organism: Anopheles darlingi
Lineage: Eukaryota; Metazoa; Arthropoda; Insecta; Diptera; Culicidae
Exons: 4
Coding region: 43-747 (234 amino acids)
Source: RefSeq, a predicted model, not a curated record